Corylus avellana is the source of this 1971-nucleotide messenger RNA. The record is from RefSeq and is a predicted model, not a curated record. Lineage: Eukaryota; Viridiplantae; Streptophyta; Magnoliopsida; Fagales; Betulaceae.
CAGCAGAGGAGUCAAGCCAAGGUCAACGAAUGAUGCGAAUCUUCUUCUGUCAAUUCUCGCAAGAAAUAUAUCGCCACCAACAAUACAUAUAGUGUUGUUGGACCGAUCGCCUUGAGAGAAGUGCGGAGCUUUCUGGUUUUGUUUCAUUGCAAAUUCUCAGAAGUAGAGGCAAAGAAGUCUGCAGGACACAGCAUCAGGGAAAUUUGUAUGAUAUUCGGAAGGGAGUUUUGUUAUCAAGGAGAGGCUGUUCAAUUUCUUCGAUUCUUUUACGUGCCAUGCUAUUUCUUUGGCUCUAGUUUCCGUUGAAGUUUUGCACCAAGGAAAUGUUGGUGAACUUCUUUGUCCUUUGGUUUCGCCGACCAGAAAUAUUUAUUACAAUAUAAGAAGUUUCAACUAGCAAGCAGUCUUGCAAAUGAAGCCUUUGGGGAGAGGCUUCACAAAACAACGCCAAAUUGGGUGUCAUUCAUCCUAAAUGAAUAUUGCGAAUCCUUCAAUGAGUAUUUGUCACAAAGAAACAAAAAAAGGCCCGAUGGCCAAACCAAUGGGCAACAAGAUUGCAAGGUUAUUAAGAUUAGUGGAAGAGAGAGCAUCAUCCAUGGAAGAGAAAAAGAAGCAAAAAGAGGCUCUAGUCCCCUACCUUCCUAAAGAUUGCAUCUCAAACAUUCUCGUUCGACUUCCGCUUGACUCUGUUCAAAGGUCAAGGUUUGUUUGUAAGCCAUGGCAUACCAUAAUUAAUAGCCCUGUAUUUGUUGAUGCCCAUCUACAUCGAUCUGAAACUGUUUUGAUCUUUCUAUCAUCAAUUAAAAGAGAAAGAUUGUAUGCUUUUCCUUCGGCGUCAAUCGUACCAGAGAAACCAAAUACCAUUUCAGUUGAAGCAAAAUUUCUUCAGACAGAAUGCGUCCCUGUUUUUGGGCUGCCAAUCAUGGACCCCACUUUGAAGUCUUAUAUCCAAUACUUGGAAAUUAAUGGUGGAAGAAGCAAAAUUGUAGAAUAUAAUGCAAGUUGCUUGGGAAAUAUCAGGGCUACAUGCAAUGGUCUAAUCUUGCUUGAUAACAAGCUGAAGAAAGGAGGACUAAUAGUAAUGAAUCCUGUGACUAGGAAGUUGAUUGCACUUCCUCUGGGUACUUUAUAUCCUCCUCAUAAAGAAUCUUAUGGCUUUGCAUUAAGCAAUGUUACUGGUGAAUAUAAAGUGGCGCACCUGUUUCGAGAUGAGUUGGGGUUUCUCAGUUGUGAGAUCUUAAUUCUUGGUACAAGAUUAUGGAGAGAGGUGAAUGGACCUUCUUUUGGACUCUUUGGUUGGUUUGGUUACAUGCCUGUUUCAGCAAUUGGAGCUUUGCACUGGGUUCCUCAUAUUGAUCAUAGUGAUUACAUAGUGUCUAUGGAUGUGGACAAGGAAAAGUUUCAUACAGUACCACUCCCAAAAAGUAGUAGAACUCAUGAUCGGAUUGUCGAGACGGGUGGUUUCAUAAGUUUUGUCGCUCAUGGGGAAGCGAACCAAAUCGACAUUUGGAUCUUGAAGGGGUUGGGUGAAUCUUGGACAAAGCAACAUAGUAUCACAAUGGGUUGUGUAUUGGAUAUGGUUCCACUUUUGAGCUUAAGAAUUAAAGGAGAUAUGAUUUUCAAGAGGGACGAAGACCGAUCGUUUUAUGCUUAUGACUUCCAGCUCCAAGUGAUGAGAAAAAUUGAGAUGGAAAAGGAUUUUGUGCCAUUGUCAACUUCACUUCUACCUCAUGUCAAUAGCCUUGUUUCUUGGUGCAGGGAGAGUCGCCAGGAUGUGUGUGAUUGAUCUGUUCCUUCAUUUGGUACAAAAUUAGCAUAGUCAUGCCAUGUACUCAUGCAUAGGUGGUUGGAAUGUAGUCUACCAAUCUAUUGUAGCUAACUUGAUGCAUAUGUUACAUAUAUAUGGUAGUAUCUUUCUUUUGCGCAACUGUUCCUUUCUGCUUAAUUCCAGUACCUUUUCUUUUUCCUCUC